Messenger RNA from Phytomonas sp. EM1, 720 nucleotides. The record is from the annotation of a GenBank genome assembly. NCBI's taxonomy places the organism in Eukaryota, Euglenozoa, Kinetoplastea, Trypanosomatida, Trypanosomatidae.
CACUCCUCUCGCGAUCUUGAAAAAUAGUAGUAUUUAGAUCUAUAUCGAAUUGUGCCUUUAUAACGGAUAUACAUAAUGCUGCGUGUGUCUUGUCUCUCUGCUUUUGCAGCUACACGCGCCGUGCUUGUAGGCAACGGUACUACAUUUCUUACGGGUGGUGACUGCACCACUAGCAACGAAAUGCAGAAUGUGUAUCGCCUGGGCCCACGCGGCAUUCGCUCUUCUUCACCAUUUGAAGAGCCAAACACUGCCAUCUACGAUAGCUUUGUGUCGUGGACCUACUUCCAGCCCAUUGAUAUCAAGGUUGAUAAAUUGCCAGCGCCGAAGGCGAAGUACUAUCAGCACCACACCAAGAAACCGUGGGAUGUAUCCAGCACAGAGCUAAUGGAAAUAACUUCACGGCGCAAGUACGUUCAGGGCUGGGGAUAUCUCUUUUUAUCUAUAUAUGUAUACUUUCUGAUGCCAAAAGAGAAGUCAUUCAGUGGUAUUCGCGGCUCCGAUGGCUGGUGGAUAAUGCUUCCGAGGAAUCAGCCCGAAAAGUUUUAAAAAGAGAGAUAAAGAAGGGUAUUGUUGUGUAUUUAGGAAUGGUGUGAAUGAUCUUUAUCGUUUGCUGUGUAGGAAUAUUUUUGCAAUGCAUGUAGGACAUUUCAAGGAUAUCAAAUGAGUCUAAAUUUUAUUCCUUGGAUCAGCUUUAUAGGAUAAAAUGCUGAGAAUGAAAAA